Molecule: messenger RNA, 1914 nt
Organism: Pectinophora gossypiella (pink bollworm)
Lineage: Eukaryota; Metazoa; Arthropoda; Insecta; Lepidoptera; Gelechiidae
Exons: 12
Coding region: 1-1668 (555 amino acids)
Source: RefSeq, a predicted model, not a curated record
AUGCCGGUUCAGAUCGAACAGAAGACAAUAGACCCUGAGGCGGAGCUCAGCAAUGUCCAGAGGACGUUCCAAAAGCUGGCGCCGAUGUGCAGCGUGGAGAAGCGCGCCGCCGGCAUUCCCCAGCUGGCCCCGCAGGAGAAGCAGCUCGGGAUCCUCGCGCACGAGCUCAAGGAAACCCUCCUCUGCAUCAACCUCGCCAGAAAAGGUCAACACGCAGUCAGAGACGCUCAAGUCAAGAGUGGGACUCGCAAGUCCAUUGUGGAGUUUGAGCAUCUGCAGUCGGAGCUUCGUGAUGAGAAGGCGCAGCAAGCCGAGCUGGACUGCCUCAACUACCUCGCACAGAAGCAGAUCAUUGAACUCUUCAAGACUGUGCCUACGGAAGCUGAUGAACUGGCGAUGAUCGAGAACGCAAACAACCGACUCCGGCGCAUGGAGAAUAGACUGGACAUGGCCAUCAAGCGAUUUUGUGUCGUCAACGCUGACAAUAAGAGGGUUCGCGAGGAGAUACAUCGCUUGCUUGUCGAAAGAAACGACUUCAACAUCCAAUGGAACCGUACCAUCGGGAAGCUGGUGAAAGGCAAAGAGUACCUAAUGGAUAUCUUCGAGAUUGCCUCCGUGGCGUUCGCUGACCGAGACGAGUGUUGCAGAAAACUGGAAGCCUUGAAAUGGAAAGGGCUGUACCAACUUAACAGAGAUAUAUCGGAAAUGCAAGCAUACGAAGGCGAGCUGAACCAUCUGGCCAAGCUGGAAGAGUUUCUGCGAGUGAAGGGAUCACGCCGGAUCUGCGAAGCUGAUGAAAAGGAAGAGAUCAAGAGACAAGAGGAGAUCCAGCGGUGCGAGCAGCAGAUCGCGUUGUACGACGCACUGCUGGAAGAGAUAUUUGAAUACGCCGGCACGGAUAAAAUAGCCACAAUAAUAAGGAACUUCAAGUCGCGCGAGAUCGAGAACUUCUCCAUCUUCGUGCUGCUGUGCGAGGUGCUGCAGGAGUCCAUCAUCAUGCGCCGGGACCUGGAGACGCUGCGCCAGAGGAUCUUGGACCAGCGCGACAUAAACGAAGCCCGAGAGGAGAAGCAGGACAAGCGCAUAGCAGAGUUGUCUGCCGAGCUGGAGGAGAAGAUCGAGCUUACUCUGCGCAAGAAGACCAUGAACGAGGAGGCUGACAUCACCGUCGUCAAGGUGCUCAAGAGCAUCGACGAGCUGGUCAGAUUGGCGCGAUGUGACUUUUCGCCCCUGCUGGCUCUCCUUGGCAACCACAAGGAGGUGACCAAGUGGAACGUGAACAAGUUCCUCAGGAUCCUGGAGACUGAAGUCAAGAGUCUCAUGGAAGUCGCGUACGGAGCUGUUAAGCCCCCCGCGCCAACUCCGAAGGCGCCACGACCUAAGCAACCCACGGGAGCCCCCGCGCCGGUCACGAAGCUGGUGGCAGACCCAUACGUGGAGCCCCUCCGACCCAACCGCAUUGAGAAGCUCGUGCCCUACUUGCCCUGCGCUUAUUGCGUGGAGGACUACAUAAUGAACCUGGUGUUUGAGACACCGGCGGAACCAGCGGACGAAGCCUACAUCCAGAGCAUUUUCCAUCUCGAAGACGUAAACACUAAGUUCGGCAUCUACACGCUUACUAUUCCGGCGAAACGACAUCCGUACCGUGGCGGUGCAAAGAAUAAUUAAAAGACGUGAUAAUCGAUUACCUUUAGUAGGUAUUUUACUUUAGCUAUGCCUAUGCUACGACUCAAACUGCGUCAUAUUUUAACGAUAAAUAUAAUAGCAAAGCUGUCGGUAGCGCAAAUUAUAGAUUUUAUUUACUUAAUGAUUUAAUUUCAUUCCUUCAUGAUGACUUCAUUCGAGUAACUAGCAACUAUUUUUAAUAUUCCAGUAAUUUCAGUAUUCAAUAAAUAUGUUUGUGUUCAUCGUGAA